This is a messenger RNA of Theobroma umbraticum, 489 nucleotides long. RefSeq names its product protein RGF1 INDUCIBLE TRANSCRIPTION FACTOR 1-like. The record is from RefSeq and is a predicted model, not a curated record. Lineage: Eukaryota; Viridiplantae; Streptophyta; Magnoliopsida; Malvales; Malvaceae.
AUGGAAAAUCUCCUUGACCUAUCAUGGCUAAUGGCUUUGCAACAGCAAAAAUCGAAAUUUUAUGAGCCAUGUGAUCACUGCCAGAGUGCGAGGACGUCAACCUAUUUUUGCAAAGAUUGCAUGAUGGCAUUUGUUUUCUGUGAGAGAUGCAGGAAUUGCUCUAGUGACCACGGAAAUCAUGAUUAUUUUCAAGUGUUCAAACCAUCAUACCGAUUGGGAGUAAAGGUUCAUGACAUGCAAGGGCUGUUUGAUGUAUCUGACAUUAAGAACCACACCCACAAUCGUCAUACUAUUGUUUAUGUUGACGUAAAGGAUCAAUGUGCAUGUCGAAGAGAAGGUGGCUCAGUAACAAGGUACUGUUCGAUCCAGUGCAAGGUUGAUGAUGAAGCAGAUUUGUAUGUCCACAGUGCAUAUGAUCAAUUUGCAGAAGCUGCAGCUGUGAGAGCCAGUCAUAGGAAAGGAACACCUCAUAGAUCUCCUUUUUAUUAG